AUGUUGCCCGAUAGCGAAUAUGCUAGUCACAAGCUAUUAGUCGCAAACAGAGGAGAGAUCGCUGUUCGAAUCAUUCGAACCGCUCAACGACUGGGUAUAGCAACAGUAGCCAUUUACACCUCGUCAGACGCCCUCUCCCCUCACGUUGCCAUCGCAGACGAAGCCGCUCAUUUGCAGAAUCGCGCCAGCGACCAACAGCAACAAGCAUCAGAAUCGAAGCUCUAUCUAUCGAGCGCUAUCAUUAUCUCGAUAUGCAAGCAGUAUCGCGUUACCAUGGUUCAUCCAGGUUAUGGAUUCCUCUCGGAGAAUGAAGAAUUUGCUCUUUCUGUAGAGGCAGCCGGGAUGAUUUGGCUCGGUCCUCAACCAGACGUUAUUCGGAUUAUGGGUCUGAAACACGAAGCCCGGCGUAUUGCUUUGAAUGCUGGCUUGCGACUCGUUCCAGGCUCCCAAGGACUUGUAAAUACUCUCGAUGAGGCCCUAAACAUAGCAAAUACAAUUGGUUUUCCUGUGAUUCUGAAAGCGACAGCAGGGGGAGGCGGCAUGGGCCUUCUUGUUUGUCAACAUGGCGAUGACCUCUACAAGAGCUUUAUCAGCGCUCAAGAAAGGGCAACUUCACUGUUUCGUAAUGGAGGAGUUUUUAUCGAACGAUACUACCCUGCAGCACGCCAUAUCGAAAUACAGGUGUUCGGUAAUGGACUGGGCGACGUGGUACAUAUGGGGGAGAGGGAAUGCAGUGUUCAAAGGAGACAUCAGAAGGUUGUGGAAGAGACCCCGAGUCCAUUCGUCGCAGGUCAUUCAGGUCUUCGCGAAGAUAUGUGUGAUGCAGCCGUGAAGCUGUGCAGAGCUAUCAAAUAUGCAUCUGCAGGUACCGUAGAAUUCUUGGUGGACGAUGAGUCGGGAGAGUUUUUCUUUCUUGAAAUGAAUACACGUAUCCAGGUCGAGCAUGCCAUCACAGAGGCUAUACAUCCUGGUCUGGACCUCGUAGAAAUGAUGAUAGCACAAGGAAUCGCGCAGCGGUCCGAAGCGAGAGGUCUUGAUCAUACGAACCAAAGCAUGACGCAAGCUAUCUAUGACAAAAACCUUGUUGAAUCUCGUAUCCACGCCAUCGAAGCCAGAGUCUAUUGUGAAAACCCCUCAGAAGGCUUCAAACCCAGUCCAGGCAUCCUACAGUUCGUGGAAUUUCCAAAUGAAGAAUGGCUUCGUGUUGACAGCUGGGUAUCGACGGGAACGGAAGUGACCCAAUUCUUCGACUCUUUGCUAUGUAAAUUAAUCGUGACCGGUUCAACACGAGAGCAAGCAGUUUCCCGAAUGCUUCAAGUAUUGAAAGCCUGCAAAGUCUUUGGCCCGCCGAACAACCUGGUCUACCUCGCUUCAAUAUGUGACAGCACUAUCUUUAGAGAAGGGAAGGCUACAACAAGAUUUUUAGAUCACUUUGAUUUCUCCCCAAGCGCAUUCACUGUCCUAUCAGCUGGUAUUGAGAUGACUAUCCAAGACCUACCCGGCAGGCGUAUCGGGCUAGGCAUCCCGCAAAGCGGCCCCAUGGACUCUCGGGCUUUCAGCGCAGCCAAUAUACUUACUGGUAACACACCGGAGACGGAAGCAUUGGAGAUCGUCGUCCUUCCCGGCGCCGGAUGCAAGCUGAAAUUCCACUGUUUCGCUAAUGUAGCGAUAACCGGCAGGCCGGCAACUGUCAAGAUCAACGGAGAGCAGGUUUCGAUGUGGGCUCGCCUCGUCGUCCCCGAAAAUGCGAUCCUUGAUAUUGCGGGCCCGCUAGGUCCUGGGUUCAGAGUAUAUCUAGCAGUCAGAGGUGGUUUCCCUGAAGUGCCAGAUUAUCUUGGAUCUAAGUCAACGUCGAUGGGCCUUGGAGGCUAUCAGGGAAGAUCGCUUAGAGUCGGCGAUCAACUUUCUUUAGGUUCGCAAUCAUCAUUAGAGCAAGAUGAAACAAGUCCAGUGGCCUUCUUACUUCCCCCAAACCUUAUCCCGGUUUAUCCUCAAGAUUGGGUCGUUCGAGUCUUGGCUGGACCACAUGACGAUGAGGAAAUUUUGACGCGUGAAGGAAACACCAAGUUUUACUCGACGAAGUGGUCUAUUGGUUCAUCAAGUAACAGAAUGGGGAUACGGCUGGAGAGCGAUCAAAGCAUAGAUUGGGCCCGUAACACUGGUGGCGAGGGUGGAUCUCACCCAAGUAAUAUUCUAGAUAACGGAUAUGCGUUAGGGACGAUUAACGUCAAUGGAGACACGCCCGUCAUCUUGACGAACGAAGGACCAGACAUGGGCGGGUAUGUCUGCCUGUGUACCGUUGCAACUGGGGAAAGGUGGAAGCUGGGGCAAUUGAGCCCUGGUAGUACGGUGACCUUUCGCAAGAUUUCGUGGCAGGAUGCACAAGCUUGUAUGAGAGCUCAGCUCAAAUGGAUCGAGGCUGUGCAGGCCGUUGUCGCCGGAUGUCAACCAGACAUGGACUUUGCAGACGGUGCUUUGGAAAGUAGGGAAUUAUCCGGAAUCCUGCACAGAAAUUUGCCAGGAAGUCUGAGACCUGUUGUAACGUUCCGGCAGGCUGGUGACUCUGCUAUUCUGGUAGAAUAUGGAGAUAUGCAUCUAGAUUUCGUUCUUCGAGCGCGCAUACACGCGCUAGAAUCGGAAGUGCGUAAGAGAAAGAUUAAAGGCAUGUGGACGUUUGCGCCAUGCAUUCGCUCCACGAUGUGCCAUUAUGAUCCAUCGGUGAUCUGCCAGGAUGAUGUACUCGCCAUCCUAUUAAACACGGAACGUUCAUUGCCAGAUUCCGCAUCAGACCUCCAUUUCUCCGGGCGCAAAAUCACGUUCCCGAUCGUACUCGACGAUCGAUGGUGUCGCGAUGCAUUGCAACGAUACAUGCAAACAUCCAGAAAUAGCGCGGUUUACUUACCCAGCAAUAUCGAUUACCUCGCGCGAAAUAAUGGUCUGGAGGGUGGUGUCGAUGAGGCGCUUCAGAAACUGAUGGAUUCUGCUUGGCUCGUUUUUGGCGUCGGAUUUUAUUUAGCAUGUCCUUUCUUAGUUCCGAUCGACCCGCGGUGCCGCCUGGUCGGGCAGAAAAUGAACCCUUCACGAACAUACACUCCAAAUGGAGCGGUCGGUAUCGCUGGUCCCGUGGCUGCCAUUUAUCCGGUUGUCUCGCCUGGAGGGUAUCAGCUGUUUGGGCGCACGCUUCCAGCUUGGCAGACGUGGGGAAAGGGACCUGAUUUUGCCUCCGAUCGACCGUGGCUGCUUCAGCCAUUUGACCAGGUCCUCUUCGAUCCCGUCAGCGAGGAACGCUAUCUCGAAAUUGAACAGGAAUUUAAUGCUGGACAGUACAAAUUCAAGAUCGAACCAGCGGUCUUUUCCAUGGCAUCGUACAUCACGUUCACUGACAGUAUACAACAUGACGUUGCGGAGUUUAAGCGGAAACAGGCUGAAGGAACAGCAAGAGAGGAAGCACGGGAGACUGAACUGUUGCGUGAAUGGCAAGCACAGAAAGCCAUGAAAGCCCCGCCUAUGUUAUUGGUGGAUGAUACAGACUUUGGACCUGGUAGCACGAGUGUCACUUCUUCUAUAUCAGCAUCAAUUUGGAAGAUCAAAUGCCGGCCUGGAGAUGUCAUACAAUCUGCUGAUGAUAUUCUGGUCAUCCUCGAAGCAAUGAAGACCGAGAUCAAUAUUCUUGCAGGAGAAGAAAAUGUUGGAAAGGUGGUGAAAAGCUUCGGUAAAGGGAUUAGGGAAGGAGCAAGUGUCCAAGCGGGGGACGCUCUCGCAUGGUUUGAAUAG
Messenger RNA from Suillus bovinus, 3774 nucleotides. Its product is annotated as allophanate hydrolase subunit 2-domain-containing protein. Gene Ontology annotation, molecular function: ATP binding; metal ion binding. The coding region runs from base 1 to 3774 and encodes 1257 amino acids. The record is from RefSeq and is a predicted model, not a curated record. The transcript has 20 exons. NCBI's taxonomy places the organism in Eukaryota, Fungi, Basidiomycota, Agaricomycetes, Boletales, Suillaceae.